UUAAAAAAUGUUAAAGUAAGUUCGUUAUCAAAAUGCCUUCCAAAAUUUGUAAAAUAAAUCCCAAAGAGCAAAAAUCUUUGACGAAGAGGGAAACGUCCGAAAAUGUUCUUCCCAAGCAUCCGAAAACUAUGCAUACCAAAACGGCCGAUAAUAUAUUAACUCUCAAAAAUCAAAACGUAUUGACUCCACAACUAAAUAACAUUGAUGACCUUAUCCAAAAAUUACAAUCCACACCUAUACUGAUUACUUUAUAUCUGGAUUUUAAGAAAAUCGUAUCGAAUUACGACGACGAAGUCAUAAAAAAAUUAACCCCGCUCAUGGUAAACGUUCUAGAAUGUAUAAACAGCCUAUCAAGUAAAUAAAGAUUAUAAUUUUAAAUUUCA
This is a messenger RNA of Psylliodes chrysocephalus, 383 nucleotides long. The record is from the annotation of a GenBank genome assembly. NCBI's taxonomy places the organism in Eukaryota, Metazoa, Arthropoda, Insecta, Coleoptera, Chrysomelidae.